AUGCGGCCCGCGCAUCCCGCCGCCCUCGACAGGAUGCUGCCCGACUUAUACUCGAUCCCCGAACACAACAACAAUGCCUUGGACGCCAGAAAGCCUCCAUCUACCGCCCGACCUCUGACUGCAGGAGAUGCGUCUGCAUAUCCCAUGUAUCCAGGGCUUCAAAUGCCGAGAAUAGACCGAAAAUCGUCCAUGGAAGCACCGCCAGUCCUGAACCGCCCACGAAAGCUGUCAGGCACAUCGGAAUACUCCCGGGCAGGUGGGCGACACCAAGGGCCGGUAGGCUCAAGGACGAGGAGUCAGUCUUGGGGCAGCGGAUUCGACCCUGGACAAGUCGACUCAUCCACUUGGAGAUUGAGCUACAUGCCGCCGCAGACACCUACGCCUCUGAAAAAACAAAAGAGGAGAGCUAGACUUGGGGACUUGGUUGCUUCGUUACCAGGGGAGGUCUUGGAAGUCAUUUUCGAAAUGUUGAAACAGAUUCAUCUCGAGAACGGGAAUGAAAGUUGUGCUACAUGCUGGAUGCGAGAUGCCUGCAACAUUGCGGUUUGUUCUAGAAUGUGGUCCAAGGCUGCACGCCUGGCGCUAUACCAAGAUAUUCAAUUAAACGGUCCGGAUUCGGCAACCCAUAAGAAGAGGUUCAAGACGAUACAAGGGUGUCGUGUGGCGCUUUUGCGACGCACUUUGAGAGCCAACGCCGAAAUUGCGUCAAUGGUGCGCUCGCUCAAGGUUCCUGCGCCUGAAAUCAUAACUGGCAUGUCAACUACCAAGGGCUCUACGGCAUUUGAGCAGUACGAAGACAAUGUGGCUGCAUUGGUAAUGGCCUGUCCCAACCUUGAGAGGCUGUCGGGGCCAGUAUUUACCUACGACCAUUCCUUCAAGAGACUGUUUCAUGCCCUAUCUACGAGAGCUAAUCUGAAAGAUAUGAACUGGCUGAUUGAAUCAUGCGACUUGACAACAACAAAAGAAGUCGCCCUGGCCCCAGGUAAAGACUGUACUCUUGGGACCAACGACGAGCUACAGACUGAUCACCAGAUUGCCUUUUUGGAACAACAUCGAGCCUGGGCCAAAUUAACUAGCCUCUCUGUAGAGUGUUUACCUGACGCAACGCUUGCACCUCAAACAUUACUUGCCAGAACCCUGACACUUCUCCCUUCGCUGCAGCAUCUACAUCUUUGCAACUUGCCACCGAGUGCAUUCAACGAUGUCAAUCUCCUGUCUCUUCCCCCUUUACAAAGCUUGACUCUUUCAGGUAUCCGCGGCAUCUCAUCUAAUGGCCUUUCAUCCUUUGCAACACGAUCUACCAGCCAACAUCUUCGACGGCUCGUUCUUCGUCACACACCGCUCACCUCAUUACCCGCUCUCGCGCGCAUAUUGUCCAACCUGCAGUCCCUAUCGACUUUUUCACUGGUGCAGACUUUCCCCCCAUUGAUGCCCGAGUCAGACUCGUUUAUUCUUUGGAUGAUGCCAUACUUGGCGUCGAGGAGCGUCAAGAAUCUGCAUUGGGAUAUUACCAGUCAUCCAGAGUGCAGCAAUGCCGCAGACAGCAUUCUCGCGAGGAGCAUCGGAGCGGGUGGGUUCCCCUCGUUGAAAACACUACGAGCGCCCAAUGACCCGGAUGGCAUUUUUCAAGAGUUGUGUCGACCGGUGGAAAGAAUCGACCUGCCGAGCGACCGGCUCCGAACCAUGUCUGUCUCGGAAUGCGGAAGCGUGCCCAGCUCCCCGAUAAAGUAUCUCUCCAAAUCACCCACGACGAGCUCGCUGCCAUCCAUCAUGACCGUCAGCCCUCAUACCAACCUCGCCGUGGCGCGGCUGGCUGCCCAGGCACGCCUGGAUCGAGCGCGCGACUCCUACACGUUUCAAGUAAAUGUCACGGAUGAGGAAGGUGACCUGGUUGAGACAUUUGGGCUAGCAGGGUACAUUGGCACCGUGGGCAGCGAAAUCCACUAUCAUCUCCUCCCGGACGAGGGAUCUAGCGACGAAAAGGGCGGUCUUGUCGACGUCUCUGAUCUGCGUGACGACUUGGGUGACGGCCCAGCUGUGGGACGAGCAGGAUGCACGGGAAGUUGGAACUGGCGAGAGGGCGUUGUUGCUGAUAAGAGGGAAAAGGAAAGGUGGUGGCACACUGAGAGGACACGAUGGCGGAAAGUCGAGCUUUGA
Metarhizium brunneum ARSEF 3297 is the source of this 2157-nucleotide messenger RNA. RefSeq lists its product as uncharacterized. The record is from RefSeq and is a predicted model, not a curated record. NCBI's taxonomy places the organism in Eukaryota, Fungi, Ascomycota, Sordariomycetes, Hypocreales, Clavicipitaceae.